Stegodyphus dumicola is the source of this 1015-nucleotide messenger RNA. Its product is annotated as zinc finger CCHC domain-containing protein 8 homolog. Gene Ontology annotation, cellular component: catalytic step 2 spliceosome. The record is from RefSeq and is a predicted model, not a curated record. Lineage: Eukaryota; Metazoa; Arthropoda; Arachnida; Araneae; Eresidae. Gene Ontology annotation, molecular function: RNA binding. Gene Ontology annotation, biological process: RNA processing.
GUUCUGAGUUAAGAGAAGCAAUGGGUUUAAAGAAUAAUCAGUUGCCACGAUAUAUAUACCAUAUGAGAAUCAUUGGCUAUCCUCCUGGGUGGAUGAAAGAGGCAGUACUUGAAACAUCAGGAUUAUCUUUAUAUGAUUCUGAUGGUAAAACUUCAUUUGAAGAGGAAACCAGUUUAGUAAGUGGAAUUCAGUAUGAUGCAUCAAAGUUUGUUAAUUAUCCAGGAUUUAAUAGCCCUGUACCAGAUAACUAUACAGAUGAAUGGAAAGCGCUAGACAUGCCUCCUCUUCAGCAGCAUCAACAAUUAAGUCAAGCUGUAAAAUCUCCAAACAUAGUUAUAAAUCAUAGUGUAUGCAAAAGAAAAUCUGUGCUAGCUGAUAAUGAAGCUAAAAAAGUCAAAAAUGAUAUGAAUGAUUGCAGUGACUCAUGUUCAAGUGAUAUCCCAGAAAAUAAAUUUUCUUCUUCUGAAAAUGAAGAAACGAUUUCCUCUCCUAGAACUCCCCAAACUGCAAGUUCAAAAAGUUUGUCUUUAUCCAAAUCUGAAGGUACACCAAUUUUAGAACAAGGUAAUCCUUAUAACAAACUUCCAGAUGCUGACAAAUUUGCCCAAGGAAUUACUGAGCAUUUGCCAUUUGAAAAUCUUCCUGAUGCAGUUGGAAAAUAUGAAAAAAUGCGUGGAGUGCUGUGUAGUUUGCAAAAGAAACUUCAUGAAAUCAGAAGUUGAUGUUUAAAAAAGUUAUCCAUCAAUUUAUUUUUAAAAACAGUUUGGUCAUUUUUUAAACAAACAGCAAAAUAAUAAGUUUUUAAUCACACUUUUUUUUCAACGUUAUUUUCUUCCCCAUUCAGGGUUUUAUGAAUUUUUAACAUUAUUCACUUUGGAUACGUACAUGAAUGUUGUAAAUAAUUUUUAAAAUUCACACAAAAUAUGUAUAUAUUAAGUAAUUUUAAAAAGAUUUUAGAUUGUUUGAAGACUCAUCUUUCAGUGUGCAUCAAACUCAUUUAUUGUUUUAUUGUUGG